Molecule: messenger RNA, 3608 nt
Organism: Momordica charantia (bitter melon)
Lineage: Eukaryota; Viridiplantae; Streptophyta; Magnoliopsida; Cucurbitales; Cucurbitaceae
Source: RefSeq, a predicted model, not a curated record
UCUUCUUCUUCUUCUGCAAACUGGGAAGGCCGUCCGAUUUGUGGAACGCAGGGAAGCGUCUCGACACUGCCUCCGCCACCGGUAUCUCUACUUUCUUCUUCGGAUUCAACUUCUUUCUUGCGAGCCCCUAAUUUUCACGCCAGAUUUCGGUCCCAUAUCUCAAGCAAUGGGAUGAAUAGGAACAACUAGGUUAAUCUUCCUUUUAAGUAUCCUUCUAAUUUGUUUCAUUUUGUCUUUCUUUCUCAGAGAAAGCAGAUUUGUUGUUGUCUAAGGUACUUUUCAACUCGUUAUUUACUAAGCAAUUUUUAGAAGUCCCAUCAGGGAAAGCAGGUUUGCCUGUUAGCAAGGUAAGGUGGCUCAGGUUGAUUGCACAUAUAGCUUAAUAUGGACCCCUCUAUUAUGAAGCUUCUGGAGGAUGACGAGGAUGAAACAAUGCAUUCAGGUGCAGCUGUGGAGGCUUUUCAGGCUGCCUUGAAUAGAGACAUAGAAGGUGAUGUUCCGGCUCCUUCCCAGACUUCUGAAUCAGAUGCAGCCUUCCCUCGAGGGAGCAAUAGUAUUUCUGGCCUCUCGCUGCAAGCUUCUAGUCAAAAUGAAAAUACUGAGUCUCAUGUGCAACAAGAUCAAAAUUUCCUUCUGAAGCAAGAACAACAUUCGUCUCUGAUGGAACUAGAGCGAUGCACAUCAGCACCUGAAAAUCAGCAGAAACAUAAUGCUCCCCUGCUCCAAUCUUCAAAGAACCAACCCCAAGCAGAUCAUGAACAAGGGGAGGUGGAACAAGUUCCUGUUCAGUUUUCUCAAACAGCUGGGCUGCAAGGUUCAGAGAAAGCUCCAAUCCUUGUGAAUGAUUCAAGCAGAAUGCCAAACCGGGACAAUGAAUCUCAGUACUUGAAGCUACAAAAGAUGAGUAAUCAGCAGGCAAUGGUCUCAGAGCAGGCAAGCAACUCAGUGAAUCGUAGUAAACAGGUGCCAUUUGCAUCAUUGAUGCCUGUGUUGAUGCCUCAGCUCGAUAAAGACAGAGCCAUGCAGCUUCAGACUUUAUUCAACAAAUUGAAGAGAAAUGAAAUGAACAAAGAUGAUUUUAUCCGGCUCAUGAGGGGUGUUGUUGGGGAUCAGAUGCUCAGAUUAGCAGUUUGUCAAGUGCAAUCACAGCCUCCACCUUCAGUAAGGCAACUUUCUCCUAGAAUGCCAUCUAUGGGUCCUGGUGCAUCAAAUUUCUCUGAUCCACGGCCAUUUGCACAACUUCAUCAGAAAGGCAUGAAUUCUCCUGGAGUUCAAUCAUACAUCCCCUCUCCGGCAUCCCAAGGGCGGGGUAGUUCAGGCUAUCCUGUGAUGGACAAGAAUAUGCAAUCUUUACGAGAAGUAGAACAGCGAACUGAUGGUAAUGGAAAUCAGUUGACUUCUUCUAGUACAGGCACCAUUCAGGAAAGGGAACGCUCCUCAGUUCCUGUACCAGGACUUGAGAAGCAGCAGCUACACUUCCAGCAGAAAUCUUUUGCCAUGUAUGGAACCAGUGGUAGUUAUCACCAGUAUACGGGGUCAAACAUAAAUGCCUCUUCAUUGUCUCUUAAACCCCAACCUCAUGAGGGUCAAGUGAAGCAAAUUUCCCAGCAGGCUCCAAAUUUUGACAGGCAAGUUACUAUAAAUGAUUCCAAGCGAGUGCAGGGUGGAAAUGUUCCACAUUUGCAUAACAACUUAACUUCACAGCAAAAUCCAGUUUCCUGGAAAUCCACGACUAGUAAAGAGCAGAACACAGGCCCUUUGUCAUCAAUGAGUUACAUUAAACAAGAACCUUCUGAUCAGGUUGCUGAGCAGAACAAAACCCAACUUUCAAAUUUGCAGGGACUAUCUUCUAUUUCUAGCGUGCAGGCCGAACAAGUUAACACAACACCAGGAAUUUCCAAGGACUCUUUUGAAAAACAAUCUUCUAAAAUGGGUUUUCCUACAUCCAACAAUGUUAUACCUCCAACAUCUACCAACGUGGCAAAUUCAAUUUCGUCUGAUGCAGUUUCUGUACAUGACUCUAGUGCUAUGUUAGGCUCUCAGGUUCCUUCUGCAACUACUCCUGGAUUGCAAAAUAGGACACUUCAAAAAAAGGCUACCGUUGGCCAGAAGAAGCCCCUUGAAGCACUUGGUUCUUCACCACCCUUAUCAAGUAAGAAGCAAAAAGUAUCUGGGGCAUUUUCAGAUCAAAGCAUUGAACAACUUAACGAUGUUACUGCAGUUAGUGGAGUUAAUAUUCGGGAAGAAGAAGAGCAGCUAUUUUCUAGUGCGAAGGAGGAUAGUCGAGCUUCAGAAGCAUCGCGAAGGGUUGUACAAGAAGAAGAAGAGAGGCUGAUAUUGCAGAAAGCUCCAUUACAGAAAAAGCUAGUGGAAAUCAUGGCUAAAUGUGGUUUGAAGGGUAUGAGCAAUGACGUUGAGAAAUGCCUCUCAUUGUGUGUGGAGGAAAGGUUACGUGGGAUUAUAAGUAAUCUAAUCAGGCUGUCAAAGCAGCGAGUGGACUCUGAGAAACCAAGGCACCGAACACUUAUUACCUCAGAUGUUCGACAACAAAUCACAUUAGUUAACCAGAAGGCCAGAGAAGAAUGGGAAAAGAAACAAGCUGAAGAAGAAAAACUUCGAAAGCUUAAUGAUCCUGAGGAUGGUUCUGGGGUUGCUGGGGACAAGGAGAAAGAUGAAAGUCGGCUGAAAUCAGUUAAGGUAAACAAAGAGGAGGACGAUAAAAUGCGGACAACUGCAGCAAAUGUUGCUGCCCGUGCUGCUGUUGGAGGAGAUGACAUGCUAUCGAAAUGGCAACUUAUGGCUGAACAGGCACGGCAGAAACGUGAAGGGGGAAUCGAUUCAGCUUCUGGUUCUCAGUCAGGGAAAGAUGCUGCCCGUAAGUCUUCAUCAGCCGCAGGAAGACAUGGGAAGGACAACCAAGAGGCUGAUAGGAAAGGAACGAGCAGGAAAUUUGGAAGGAACCAACUAAGUUCAACUCAAACUAGGGUGGCUCGUAGUAUUUCGGUCAAAGAUGUCAUUGCUGUGCUGCAAAGAGAGCCCCAGAUGUCCCGAUCCACCACGAUAUACCGUUUGUACAACAGAAUUCAUUCUGAAGCCACGGGCGAAUAGAAUCGACAAGAAUGAUGGAAACUAAAACCCAUCCCUCCAGAUGUGCGUUUGGGCGGGUUUUAUCUCUCUAUCUGAACUGUAGGUAUGGUAUGCAUAUAUGAUAAACUGCAUAGCUUUGGAAAUAUAACUGCUGCUUAAGUUGGUAGGGUAGCUGUUAGAACAAUCAAAAAGGUUUUUCUCAAGACCUUGUGCAAAUUAAAGAGAUUCUCCUCCAGACUUUGUGCACAUCUUCUUCCAGAGGUUAGAAGAAAAAAAAUCUCUUGGAAAAACAUUAUUAAGGCUCUUUUUGGGAACUGUAGUUAGAAAGAAAUAGAAGUUUUAUAGAAUAGUGCUGGUUGAUGAUUAUAGUGUAAGCCUCAAAAUGAAAUUUUCUUUGUGUACCAAAUUUGUAAUUACUCUCUUUUUGUAAUUAGGGCCUAUUGGAGUGCUAUUAUGUGAGCUCCUAGGCCUUUUCCUCUUAUAUUCCUUCAUUUUUAAUGGAAGAUGGAAAUUCCACAUGA